Messenger RNA from Zootermopsis nevadensis, 3737 nucleotides. Its product is annotated as sodium-dependent nutrient amino acid transporter 1-like. NCBI's taxonomy places the organism in Eukaryota, Metazoa, Arthropoda, Insecta, Blattodea, Termopsidae. The record is from RefSeq and is a predicted model, not a curated record. Gene Ontology annotation, cellular component: plasma membrane. Gene Ontology annotation, molecular function: L-amino acid transmembrane transporter activity; amino acid:sodium symporter activity. Gene Ontology annotation, biological process: amino acid import across plasma membrane; nitrogen compound transport; sodium ion transmembrane transport.
AGAAGCCUCACGAGAUAACUAAAUCAUUUACAAUUUUCCGAGUUAUGCCGACACCGAGUGGAAAACACAUUAAUUUUAAAUUUCGAACAACGUGUGAAUAAUAAAAUUAGAAAUUUCACGCCGUUACCAUUUCCCAUCUUACGUCACUCUGAAGUGUUCCCCCCAAGCUCGGCAUCCCGUCUCAAGAAGUCGCAACGUCCCUCGCCUCCCUAAAUUUCAUCAUCCAGCGUUCUGUUCACCUCCCACUGCAUCGCUUCCUUCUUUUCCUCUUGUGAAAGUAUAAAGUUUUCUGCCUUUGCAAUAACUUUUCAGUAUCGCAAGGUUGUUGCGGAUUGUCCUCGUUCCUCUCCUCUCCUCUCCGAUUGCUGUCCUUCACUGAACUGUGUCAGUACAAGUUUAAAGUUGUGGAGGAUCAGGAAGUUGUUCCUAUCAGUCUGAGGUAGACCACGCAACAAAGUGGUCACCCUACCGACGUUUGCGUAUUACAGACUUCGUAAUUUCACCUCGUCUGUCUUUCUCUGUCUGCAAAUAACAGAACAUCUGUACCAACAAACAGCGCUGUGCUCCUUAUUCAGUACACAACUGAGCAACGUUUUAAGUACUGCAAAGAAAAAAAAAGCUUAUUUUAUUAUUUCAACAAUUAGAUCAUAAUACUGGGCUUACUGACGUAUUUAAUUACUUUAAAAACUUUUGUGGAUUUACUCACAAACUUUCAACAGUGACAUUUUAAGCUUCAAGAAUUUAAUUUGAACUGCAGAUUUCAUUGUUGUGUUUCCGGUUGUACCUGACAUGACCGGAUGAUAACGAUCACCUGAAAGUGUUGAGAUAAUCUACAGCAAAGUGUGUGUGAUCAAACACAAUUCAAUUUGUGAAAAGACAUUUUUUUAUAACGGUGUUGUUAUUCAUCUAAAACGAAAAUAUAUGCAAAGUUCAAAAUGAAGAAUACGUUUAAAAAUAGAGACGGAAUGGAACUUGGUAGAGUGAAUGUAGCAUAUGAAAAUGAUUUGGGUCAAUUUGACGCACAACAGAAGUUCUCGUCAUCAAAUGAAGUGCCUGCAGUUUCUGCACAGACUGAAAAAGGAAGUUUGGGUGGGAUAGAAAAUUCUAAGGAGGUUUCAGAUGGCCCAGAACGUCAACAGUGGUCAAAUGGAGUCGAGUUCCUCAUGUCGUGCAUUGCCAUGUCAGUCGGCCUGGGAAAUGUUUGGAGGUUUCCCUUCACUGCCUUCAGGAAUGGUGGAGGGGCAUUUCUCAUACCUUACAUCGUGGUAUUGCUUCUUAUUGGCAAGCCGUUGUACUACAUGGAAAUGUCUAUAGGGCAGUUUAUAUCUGGAGGACCUGUAAAGGCAUGGGCAGUUUCACCAGCACUGAAAGGUCUUGGCUUUGGACAGAUGUUUUGCACGGCCCUAGUGCUCACUUACUACUGCUCAUUAAUGGCUCUUACAGUCUUCUAUUUCUUGCAGUCAUUUGCGUCUGAUCUGCCAUGGUCAACCUGUGAUAAAGAAUGGGAUAUGUGCAUUGAUUCAAAAAAAGGAGAUUACAAUAACAGUGGCACUGCAAAUGUCACAGGCUAUAAGAGUUCUUCUGAACUAUACUUUUACAAAUAUGUUUUGAACGAGCCAGACUCCAUAGAAGAUGGCGUGGGAGCCCCAGACUGGCGUCUCACCCUGUGUCUGCUAUUUUCCUGGAUAACAAUUUUUCUGGUUAUUGUACGAGGCGUGAAGAGUUCGGGCAAGGCAGCGUAUUUUCUAGCUCUUUUCCCCUAUGUGGUGAUGAUUACGCUACUGAUUCGGGGCGCUACCCUGCCUGGUGCCAUCGAUGGUAUCCUUUUCUUCAUUACGCCCCAAUGGGACAAGUUGCUGGAUCCCAUAGUGUGGUACAGCGCUGUGACACAGGCCUUCUUUUCACUUGGUAUCUGCUUUGGACCUAUUAUCAUGUAUUCAUCAUAUAAUGACUUUCGCCAUAAUGUCUACAGGGAUGCCAUGAUUGUAACCACACUGGACACAUUUACCAGUCUGCUUGCUGGCUGCACAAUCUUUUCCAUCCUAGGAAACCUGAUGUAUGAACUCAAAAUUAAUGAUAUAGAGAAAGUUGUUCAAGGGGGCACUGGACUCGCUUUUGUGUCGUACCCUGAUGCUAUAGCCAAGUUUGAUGUUGUGCCUCAGUUUUUCUCAGUGGUCUUCUUCUUAAUGCUGUACACCCUAGGGAUUGGCAGUGCUGUGGCCCUCGCAGCAGCUGUCGUCUCUGUAAUCUGUGACCAGUUUCCCCAUUUCAAAUACUGGAUGGUAACUCUAGCCAUCUGUAUCUUUGGAUUUCUUGUUGGACUUGUCUACAUUACACCAGGUGGUCAAUACAUUUUGACUCUGGUAGAUUUUUAUGGUACAAAUUUCACUGUCUUCAUCCUGGGAACAAUUGAAGUGAUUGGAAUUGCAUGGAUUUAUGGUGUGGAUAACUUCUGUAAUGAUGUGGAGUUUAUGGUUGGUAGAAAACUUAGUGCAUACUGGAGACUGAGUUGGGGGAUCAUAACACCAGUUUUGAUGAUUGCCAUCCUUGUAUAUGCCAUAGCUAUCAUGAAACCAGAAACUUAUCAGGACAAAUUCUUCCCAACAUCUGCUUAUGCUUUUGGUUGGAUUCUUUUUGCAUUUGGAGUGAUCCAGUUCCCUGUUUGGGCAUUAAUUGCUAUGAUUAAGAGGAGAGAGGUAAUAAAGUCUGCAUUUCAACCAUCAGAACUAUGGCGUCCACAAAAUGUUAAGGUGUACAAAGAGUGGGUGGAUUUCAAAGAAAAGAGGAGGAGAGAACUUGAAAUUAUUUCAGAAGAUGAAUCACUAUGGCAGAAGUUUGUUCGGGUAUUCUUUGAUUAUUCACCAGCAAGAAGCAGACUCGUUGAAUCCAGCAGUCUACCUGAUAGGUAUUGAUGUGCUAACCACAUCAGGUUUAGUUAUCAGAGUGCUGUGCACUCAUCAGCGGAUGCAUUAUGUACAUAAUUUUUACAUAAAUUAUUGCCAUAUUUCAAGUGUACAAUGUUUCAUAUUUACAUUAUAAUUAAGAUUUAUUUUAAUUAACUCUACAGGUUUUAUAAUUAAUGCCUACUGAAAUUAAAAUAUUUAUUAUUGUAAAAUACACUGUACACAAGAAUUGACUCAAGAACAGAUAACCCAAUUUUAAUUUAAUUUAAAGUUGGGGAGUUUUGUGAAAAAUUGUUGAAUCAUUUCAAAUUUUUUAGCUAGAACAAUUUUAUCAACCUUUAUAUGUAAAACCAAAAAUAAUUUUUGUUUAUCUUAAAUACUUACAAUAAAGAUGCAUGAACUGAUUUUUACAUUGCCAGUUUAAAUAUUAAAAACAAAUUUAAUAAAUGUAUUUUAUAUUUUUUAUACAUUCAUUACAGUGUUAAUCAGUUAAAAUUUAUCUUUAUGAACAAAUGUGAUAUGUGAAGUUUAGUUCAGUUUUUGUCCUCCAUUUGGCACUACCUUACUUUUCCCAGUAUGGUAUUGAUUGUGGUACUUGCAUUUCCAGUGUGAGAACACUAAUUAAAUUAAUUUUUGAGUCAGGAAACUAACCAUUAUUAAAUGAAAUUAACCAGAUUUGUAUUGGUAUGUGCAUACACAUUAGAAGCCAUUACCAAAAACUGCCAUUUCUGAACAUAAAUUACUGACUUAAAACUCAUACUUCACUUACUAUUAAUGUAUUAUAGGUCUCUGUAACUAUGCAUUAUAGACUAAAUAUAUACUUAUUUAAAUUUA